AUGGCCCAGGCUGUUGCGUUGCAACCUGUCCCAGAAUUUCGCCCUGAUGCCGAAAUUGGAGCCAGUCUCGCGACAAGAUGGCGUGAUUGGUUAUCCGACUUUGAAAUGUUUCUUUUGGCCAGUGGUAUCAUCGAUUCGAAACGAAAAAGGGCAUUAUUACUUUAUCAGGCUGGCGCUCGCGUUCGAGAAAUUUUUAAGCAGCUACCGGACACGGGAGGAGAGGAAGACUUCGAUACGGCGAAGGAAAAACUUCGACAGUAUUUUGAGCCGCAAAAGAAUCGAAGGUAUGAGGUCUACCGAUUUCGACAGGCCAAACAAGAGCAAUCCGAGACCUUAGACCAAUUUCACAUGCGUCUCAGAACAUUAUCUCAAACAUGCGAGUUCACUGAGACCGAAUUCGAAAUAGAGGAGCAGAUUAUCAUCGGGGGAACCUCCUCAAAAAUUCGUAAGCAAGCCCUUCGAGAUCCGAAUUUUAAAUUGAAGGACAUGUUGCUUGAAGGUCGUCGUGAUGAGCAAAGCAGGUUUCAAGCCAAAGAAAUCGAAUCCAAGGAUCCUAACGUGGCUACAACACACAUUAUUUCAAGAAAUUUGCGUGGUAAAAACAACAACAAGAAAACGCUAAAAUGUCAUAACUGUGGAGGCGUAUACCCGCACAAAGGUCCUUGCCCAGCUAGUGGAAAGCAAUGCCGCAAUUGUGAAAAAUUCAACCAUUUUGCAAGUGUUUGUAAAGGGAAAAAAUCUGCACGAUCGUAUAGCCAAUCUUCGAAUUUUUCGUCUAAGGACAAGAAAACAGUUCACCCCCUACGCCAUGACACGAGCAGUUCGUCAGAAGAGGAUUACUUGUAUGCUGUGAACGGAAAUCACUCCAAGAGUCCUAUUGUGAAAGUCACGGUAUGUGAUCAUUCUUUCAAAGCCACGAUAGACACAGGCGCGACAAUUAACGUCAUCAAUUAUGAAACCUUUACUAAAUUGAAUGGUGUAAAAUUGCAGAAAACAAACAUCAAAGCAUUUGCGUUCAAUGCAACAAAUCCAGUCAAAUUCAUCGGAAAGUUCAUCGCCCUUGUGGAAACCCCCAAAGGACGCAUGACCACUGCGACGUUUUACGUUGUACGACCAAGACAUUGCAACAACAACAGCAGCUCUAACCUUAUUUCAUUGCAAACUGCCCAAGAUUUAGGCCUUGUAAGCCUACAUCUGAACAAAAUUACUAUCAGCGACACUGAUUUGAAUAAUCUUUUAAACAAACAUAGCAAAGUUUUUGAUGGCCUAGGAUGCUUGCAUGGAGAACCAGUCAAACUGAGUAUUAAUGACAAACACCAACCUAAAGCACAGCCAGUCCGUCGAAUUCCGUACCACAUGAGGAAAAAAGUAGAAGCUGCCCUACGAGAUUUGGAAGAGGAAGGCAUAAUAGAGCGAAUUCCUGAACAUGAGGGUACUCCCUGGGUAUCCCCUAUUGUUGCCGUCCCCAAAAAGGAUGGAAAAGUGCGGAUAUGUGUUGACAUGCGCCUUGCAAAUGAAGCCAUAGAGAGGGUUAGACACCCUAUACCGACAGUCGAUGAUGUUCGAUUUGAGCUAAAUGGAGCAAAGUUUUUUACAAAACUGGAUUUGCAGCAGGCUUACCAUCAAUUGCCACUUCAUGAGAGCAGUCGAUCUAUCACCACAUUCAACACACAUGUUGGCCUUUUCCGUUAUCAACGACUGGCCUAUGGCAUAAAUGCUUCAGCAGAAAUAUUUCAGUAUGCUCUACAAACCCAGUUACAAGGACUUAAUGGCGUAAAAAACAUCGCUGACGACAUCCUAGUUUAUGGAAAAACCCGUGCUGAGCAUGAUGCAAAUUUGGAAAAGUGUUUACAACGCCUUGAAAACAGAGGACUAACACUCAAUUAUGGAAAGUGUAAAUUUUUGAGCACCACACUUGACUUCUUUGGCCAAAUUUUUAGUAAGGAUGGCACUUGUCCAGAUCCAAAACACAUAAAGGAUGUUGUGGAUGCCCCUGUACCAAAAAAUGUUCAUGAAGUACGCAGCUUACUAGGCAUGGCAAAUUACAGCAGCCGCUACAUUGCAAAUUUUGCUACACUUACAGCACCUCUACGCGACUUGACAAAGAAGAAUGCUCAAUUUCAGUGGACUGAUGCUCAUCAAUUAGCUUUUAUUCAACUUAAGGAUGCACUUACGUCAGCACCCUGUAUGGCCUACUUUGACAAGGAUAAAGAAACUUCAUUACUUGUCGAUGCAAGCCCAGUUGGAAUUUCUGCAAUCCUAUCGCAGAAGCCAAGAAAUUCCACUCAAGCUCCACAAGUCGUCGCAUAUGCAAGCCGCUCGUUAACUGCAGUUGAGCAGCGUUAUUCACAAACCGAAAAAGAAGCAUUGGCCAUUGUAUGGUCCAUCGAACAUUUUCAUCUGUUUUUGUAUGGAGCAGAAUUUACCUUAAUCACUGAUCACAAGCCCUUAGAAAUUAUUUAUGGUCGCAAGAACUCACGACCAUCUGCACGCAUAGAGAGAUGGGUAUUACGACUUCAGUCUUACUCAUUUAAAGUUAUCUACAAGUCUGGAGCUGACAAUCCUGCAGACUUUCUAUCCAGACACCCUUCACAUGUCGCUAUUGACUGUCAUCAUGACACAGAAGAGUACAUCAACUUCAUAGUGAGCAACAGUGUUCCAAAAGCGAUGACACUUAAGGAGAUAUCCGAUGCUACUAAUGAAGACAGAGUUCUAAAGGGACUUCGUGCAGCCAUUCGUUCCAAUCGCUGGAACACUGACAAUGUUGAAAAAUAUCGACCAUUUAAAGAUGAACUCGUCAUAAGUACAAACAACAUUAUAUUGAGAGGAUCAAGGAUAAUACUUCCAGAAAGUCUACAGAAGCGAGCGAUUGACAUUGCCCACGAAACACACCAAGGACUAUCAAGAACCAAAGCGCUACUACGAGAAAAGGUAUGGUUUUUCGGGAUAGAGGAACUUGUUAAAAAAACGAUAGAUUCCUGUCUUGCAUGCCAAACUGUGAGUCGAUCAUCUCCACCAGAACCAAUUCAACCGUCUGCUAUGCCAGAAGAACCAUGGCACACAGUACAUGUUGAUUUCUAUGGACCACUGCCAUCUAAUGAUUAUCUACUUGUCGUAAUCGAUCGUUACUCACGUUAUCCUGAAGUAGAGGUUAUUCGUUCAACGAAAGCCUCUGCUGUGAUUCCAAAACUUGACAAAAUAUUUGCUACCCACGGUAUUCCACUAAUAUUAAAGUCGGACAAUGGCCCACCGUUUAGCAGUGAUGAAUUUGCCAGAUACCUGAAAGCAUUAGGAAUUACACACAAUCCUGUUACACCCUGCUGGCCCCAGGCCAACGGUGUUGUUGAACGCUUUAAUCAGCCUUUGAGUAAGACACUCCAAACAGCAGUUGUGGAAGGGAGGAUAUGGAGGCAAGAGCUUAAUCGAUUCUUGCUGCAGUAUCGCACCACUCCACACACUGUCACAAAGGUUGCGCCAUGCGAGUUAUUGUUUAAUCGGAAGGUACAUGGAAAACUUCCCAUUAUUGACAACAAAUUGGUGAUAGACAGACACAAAGAAGCCAGGGAAAACGAAGAAAAGAGCCAAAAUUACCAUAAACAGUAUGCAGACAACAGAAGAAAUGCUACAAAAAGCACGAUUAUAGUUGGCGAUACAGUAAUUGUCAAACAACAACGAAGAAACAAGCUGUCUACACGGUUUAAUGAAACUCCAUAUACCGUUAUCAGCAGAAAAGGCACUCGUGUAGUUGCAGAAAAUGGUAAAGGACAUCGAAUUACCAGAAACGUGUCACAUUUCAAGAAGUUCAAUGCAGACAAAGUUAAUCUUGCAGAUGAAAGAAGUACAGAUUCAGAAGAUGAAGAAUACAGAUCAAGAACAGGAAAUAAUGAUGGCAAAGAGAAAGAGCAAGUGCAGGAAAAUGAAGCCCAACAAGAAAGGCCAAGAAGACAACGACGUCCACCAGUAAGGUUUGGUUAUCCAAUUCCUUCACAGCUGGUAAAAUGA
Rhopilema esculentum is the source of this 4002-nucleotide messenger RNA. NCBI's taxonomy places the organism in Eukaryota, Metazoa, Cnidaria, Scyphozoa, Rhizostomeae, Rhizostomatidae. The record is from RefSeq and is a predicted model, not a curated record.